AUGGCUUCAAUACUGCGCGAUACCAUCUUUGAGCUCCUCAAACGCGAGGCCGCAGAUGCCGACCCAGACGAGCCCGAGGCUGGCCAGAAAGAAAUCUUCGCAUCAUGGUCGCUCUUCAUCCUGAUCAUGCUACUCAUUGUCGCCCUCUUCACUAGUUACAUGCUCCAGACGAGGAAGAUUCAGGCCGUCCAUGAGACUGUCCUGUCCAUCUUUGCCGGAAUGGUCAUUGGUCUGAUCCUCCGCCUUACCGCCGCCCAAUCCGUCCUCGGUGCCGUCAGCUUCGACUACCAGUUCUUCUUCAACCUCCUCCUACCUCCCAUCAUUCUAGCCUCAGGCUACGAACUACACCAGGGAAACUUCUUCCGCAAUAUCGGGACCAUUCUGACAUUCGCCUUCGCCGGAACUUUCAUCUCUGCCAUGGUCCUGGGCCUGAUCUUAUACGUAUGGACGCGCAUCCCUCUCGAGGGUCUAGACAUCACCUUUGUCGAGGCCAUCUCUGUCGGCGCAACCCUCUCUGCUACCGACCCUGUCACUAUCCUCGCCAUCUUUAACACCUAUAAGGUCGACCCACAACUCUACACCGUCAUCUUUGGCGAAUCGAUCCUGAACGACGCUAUUGCCAUUGUCCUGUUCGAGACUGCUCAAAAAUACAGAGAGGGCGCCGCCAAAGGUCAUCUCACCAUUUUGAGUCUGUUCGAGAGUAUUGGUGUCUUCUUGCUGGUCUUCUUUGGCAGUUUGAUGAUUGGCUUGGUUGUUGGUAUCGGCACGAGUCUUUUACUCAAGUAUACCCUGGUCAGGCGCUUCCCCAAAAUCGAGAGCUGUCUCGUCGUUCUAAUUGCCUAUGCAUGCUACUUCUUCUCGAACGCCAUUCACAUGUCCGGAAUCGUGUCUCUGCUGUUCUGCGGAAUCUGCAUGAAGCACUAUGCUUACCACAACAUGUCCCGCCGUACUCAGUUAACAACAAAAUUCAUCUUCCAGGUCAUGGCGCAGUUGUCCGAGAACUUCAUCUUCAUCUACCUGGGUCUUUCGCUCUUCACCGAAGCUGGGCUGGAAUACAAGCCCCUAUUCAUCCUGGUUACUGUCGUCGGUAUCUGCGUUGCUCGGUACUGCGCUGUCUUCCCGCUAUCCAAAGCAAUCAACUAUGUCAUUCGAUACAGAGCUCGUAAGCUUGGUCGUGAAGAAGCAGACGUCCUGCCCAAAAAUCAUCAAAUGAUGCUCUACUGGGCUGGUCUGCGUGGUGCUGUCGGUGUCGCCUUGGCUGCGGGUCUACAAGGUCCCAACGGAUAUGCAUUACGCGCCACGGUGCUGGUCGUUGUAGUGUUGACCGUCAUCAUCUUCGGUGGCACUACUGCUCGUAUGCUGGAAAUUCUGGAGAUUCGCACUGGAGUCGUGGAGGAAAUCGACAGUGACGACGAGUUCGAUAUUGAAGUAGUGCCAGGAUCCGGCGGAACUUUUACGAAAAAAGGUGGAGCUGGCUUUGGACACAUGCCACGAGCAAGCCUGGGUGGAGGUAUCUCUCUUGCCAGUGUUGCCAACGGGCGACCACGCGCAGAGAGCAGAUCGAAUAGAGCCGCCCUGUACAGCACUAGUAAUGCCAACAGCCCUCCUAUCCGUCCUGGCGACGGACUCGGCAGAAGAACAAGCAGCAGAAGCGCACGAGAGCAGGCCGCGGCCGAACAAGGUCUGCUUUUUCCAGACCAGAACGAAGACAUCUCUGACGGUGAUGAGUCAGGGCUCGAUUUGCCACCGUCAGCGAGGCGAUCACCGCUGAGAGACUCGUUCCCUACGACGACAGGAGAAGAUACUCCGUACGCUGAUGACAGAGCAGUCGAGGAAGGCCAGGCAGAAUCAAGCCACCUUACUGCUCGUGGAGCGUUCAACCAGUUGAUGAAUGCAACCACCGAGGACGCAGGUACCCUGUUCUCGAGGAUUGACGAAGGGUUCAUCAAACCACACUUGUUGUUGGAUCCUGGCGGCACAAGGUCACCUCGUCCACAUGGAGGCGCAUAG
Molecule: messenger RNA, 2010 nt
Organism: Aureobasidium namibiae CBS 147.97
Lineage: Eukaryota; Fungi; Ascomycota; Dothideomycetes; Dothideales; Saccotheciaceae
Product: sodium/hydrogen exchanger
Exons: 5
Coding region: 1-2010 (669 amino acids)
Biological process (GO): vacuolar acidification; proton transmembrane transport; sodium ion transport
Cellular component (GO): fungal-type vacuole membrane; early endosome; late endosome
Molecular function (GO): sodium:proton antiporter activity
Source: RefSeq, a predicted model, not a curated record